CUCCUUGUUCAAGUAACUAGGCAUAGAAAUUCCAAUUUGCUUCCAAGAAAAAAAAGAAGCUAUUGCAAUAUUGUGUUUUUUCGUUUUCGAGUGAUAAAAAUGGGCACUCACCUUAUCCUUGUAACCAUAGCUAUCAUGGCGCUGGCUUCCACACUUGUCUCUGCUUCAGACCCUAGUCCUCUACAGGACUUCUGUGUUGCUAUCAAUAACUCAGAUGUGUUCGUGAAUGGCAAAGUCUGCAAUGACCCAAAGCUUGCCACAUCCGAUGACUUCUUCUUUUCUGGCCUACUUACUCCUCAAAACACAUCGAACCCAGUUGGAUCGAUGGUCACUCCCGUAAACGUUAUGCAAAUACUAGGCCUCAAUACUCUUGGCAUCUCCUUAGCUCGCAUCGACUUUGCACCUUAUGGCCUCAACCCACCCCACACGCAUCCUCGUGCAACUGAGAUCAUCGUGGUCUUGGAAGGUACUCUCUAUGUCGGCUUUGUGACCUCCAACACUGACAACCGUCUUUUUACAAAGGUCUUGUACCCAGGAGAUGUUUUUGUGUUCCCGCAGGGUCUCAUUCACUUUCAAUUUAAUAAUGGAAAGACUAAUGCAGUAGCUCUUGCUGCCCUAAGUAGCCAAAAUCCCGGAACCAUUACAGUUGCUAAUGCAGUAUUUGGCUCGAAUCCAAUGAUUUCUGAUGAUGUUCUUGCCAAGGCAUUCCAAGUAGACAAGAAGGUGGUAGACUAUCUUCAAGCUCAGUUCUGGUAUCCCAACAACUAGAGAAACAAACAAUAGAGAACCCAUGAAUCUAUUUGUUAAACUUUAAGCAAAUAUGAUUUAAUAGAUAACAUAAAUAAGUGGGUUGGUUAUGAAUGAUUUCCUUAAAAUUGUUUUCCUAUGAUUUUAUAAUAGUGAAGUUUGUUAAAUAGUACUCUUUGUCUCUCUUCUCAUAUAAUGAUGACAUUUUCAUGAUA
Messenger RNA from Camellia sinensis, 962 nucleotides. Its product is annotated as putative germin-like protein 2-1. The record is from RefSeq and is a predicted model, not a curated record. NCBI's taxonomy places the organism in Eukaryota, Viridiplantae, Streptophyta, Magnoliopsida, Ericales, Theaceae. Gene Ontology annotation, molecular function: manganese ion binding.